Molecule: messenger RNA, 324 nt
Organism: Cryptococcus wingfieldii CBS 7118
Lineage: Eukaryota; Fungi; Basidiomycota; Tremellomycetes; Tremellales; Cryptococcaceae
Exons: 1
Coding region: 1-324 (107 amino acids)
Source: RefSeq, a predicted model, not a curated record
AUGCCGACUCGAUGCGAUGUGGUGCGGACUUGCUGUCUAGAGGCCCCUGUCCCCACCUCAGCAGCAGCACCUCAGCAGCAGCACCUCAGCAGCAGCACCUCAGCAGCAGCACCUCAGCCCCAGCCCCAGGCUCAGCUCCAACCACACACAUACCCUCCUCCUCCUCCUCCAUCUCCUGCACCUCGUCCGUCUUCUAGCCGCUCGCCCUCAGCCUCUUCCCCCUCGCCCGCUUCCCCCCAGCCCGCUUCCCCGUCACCCGCUUCCCCCUCGCCCUCCGAGGCGCACCGAUCCCAGCAGCCGCCCAACCAGCCUCGGGCUCUCUAG